This is a messenger RNA of Rhopilema esculentum, 1373 nucleotides long. RefSeq names its product protein-L-isoaspartate(D-aspartate) O-methyltransferase. The record is from RefSeq and is a predicted model, not a curated record. Gene Ontology annotation, molecular function: protein-L-isoaspartate (D-aspartate) O-methyltransferase activity. Gene Ontology annotation, cellular component: cytoplasm. NCBI's taxonomy places the organism in Eukaryota, Metazoa, Cnidaria, Scyphozoa, Rhizostomeae, Rhizostomatidae. Gene Ontology annotation, biological process: protein modification process.
ACUCCAUGAUGCUAAAUAGGCGUGUUGGAUUAUUAAAUAAUAUUCUUGUUUUGUUCCUUACUUUUUCACCACUUAGAGCGAUGGCCUGGCGAUCUCACGGUAAAGAUAAUGACGAUUUAAUUACUCAACUCAAAGCAAAUAAAGUGAUAAAAAGUGAAAAUGUAGAGAAGGCAAUGAGACGAGUUGACAGAGGAAACUAUAGUCCAAGAAGUCCUUACCAAGAUUCUCCACAACCAAUUGGCUAUGCUGCCACAAUCAGUGCCCCACACAUGCAUGCAUAUGCCCUGCAGUUACUUGAAGAAAAAUUAUACAAAGGUGCAAAAGCUUUAGAUGUUGGUUCUGGAAGUGGAUACUUAGCUGCCUGCAUGGGAUACAUGGUGGGUGAUGAAGGAAAGGUGAUUGGUAUUGACCAUAUUGGUGGUCUAGUAAAAGACUCCGAAAAGAAUUUGAGAAAGAAAGAUGGAGACCUUCUUGAUAAAGGAAUAGUUAAACUUGUUGUUGGUGAUGGCAGACAGGGAUAUCCUUCAGAAGCUCCGUUUGAUGCAAUACAUGUUGGGGCGGCAGCACCAACUCUCCCUAAAGCACUCACAGACCAAUUAAAACCAGGUGGUAGGUUGAUUAUUCCCGUUGGCCCUGAGGGUGGCAACCAGAUGCUUGAGCAAUAUGACAAACAAGAUGAUGGGUCUGUAACCAAGAAGAAUUUAAUGGGUGUUAUCUAUGUACCCUUAACAAACAAACAACAUCAGUGGCCAGAUGAACUAUGAUGAAGUCUGAAAUGGAUUCGACGCAAAGCUUGGCUGUGCUGCCCAAAUACGGCUUUCGGUUAACCCACGAACGAACAUCUCAGCAAAGGAUUCUUCUUUGUGACGUCAUUGUGUCUGUUGUGAGUGCCUCAACUCUGAACAAAAUGUUUGCUCCUGGAACGUGCAGUAGCAUUAGACCAAGUAGCUAACAAACCCUAUUGUAGAUAAGACUUUCAAAGGAUGGUGCGAAACAGCAUGAAGACUGCCUUCCAGAGGCAUGUUUGGUGAAAAUACCAUGACUUUAAGAGUUUGACUAUAGAAUUUGCCCCUUAUAUGCACUUGCUCGCACGCAACCAACACAAGCAUAAACGGAUAGACCCUAGAUAUAGCGCUGCUAGCCUGCACGUUCCAACCCGAUUUUCCAAUUAGAACCACUAUUUUAAUCGUGCCACAAGCUUCCGCUGCUUAAUCUUACCUCUAGUUCAUUCCUCUUUCUCUCACUUUUUUGGCCUCUAGCAUUGAAUGGCCUCUAACUUUUAGCUUCAAGGACUGAGAAAGCUUGUCAAAAUUGGGCUUCCAAACUCCUUUUAGUACUCCAAUUAAUAAUUCUUCUUGUGCUGUGCAUUUCAA